Molecule: messenger RNA, 2331 nt
Organism: Closterium sp. NIES-67
Lineage: Eukaryota; Viridiplantae; Streptophyta; Zygnematophyceae; Desmidiales; Closteriaceae
Source: the annotation of a GenBank genome assembly
GAGGUUGGUUCAGUCUGGCCUGGUGCCUCAAAGUCGUUCGCGAGAAUUUACGGCAACAAUUCACCCGAUUUGAGAUCAUGGCGCCGGAUGACGCGCGAGAUGCGGCGCCUCUGUCUGAACGCGUGGAGAUCGCGGGGCGCGAGAUCGACGUGGAGGACGACUACGACUACGGGUACGAGGACGAGGGCGACGCGCCCCUCGUGCCCGCCAAGAAGGUGCCCAACGGCAGCGUCUACGAGGCGGCGCGCGCCGGCGACGUGGAGCGGCUGACGUGGCUCGUGCACGAGGAGGGCGUGGACGUGAACGCGCGCGACCGAUGGGACUCCGUGCCGCUCUACUACGCUUGCCUCGCUGGCCAGCUGGAGGCGGCGCGCGUGCUGCUGGAGGCGGGCGCGAUCUGCAGCGAGCACACGUUCGACGGGGACCGCUGCCACUACGCCGCGCUCACGCUCCGCAUCCGCCGCCUGCUCAAGCGCUACGAGAUGCGCCCGCCGCCGUUGGACCCGCUGCCCAAGGCGUUCAAGGACCUCCUCGACGCCACUGCCGCCAGAGCCGCGUCUCUCCCCGCCUCCGCUGCCGCCCCUCACGCCGCCCCCUCCGUCCCCGCGGGGCUGCUGGACCCGUGCGACCCCCUGGCGCCCGACGUCGCCUUCCACAUCGCCGGGCGCGUCGUGCCCGCGCACAAGCCCAUUCUCGCAGCGCGCUCGCACUAUUUCCACCACGCCUUCGCCGGCAAGUGGCGUGACAGAACCGAGGUGUUCCUGGCCAACCAGCGGCUGACACAUGGCGCGCUGGUGGCGCUGCUGGGUUUCGUGUACUCGGACCGCCUGGACGUGCCCGUGGCGGGCCUGCCCGACCUGGCGCGCGCUUGCCGCGCCGCCAAGUGCGGGGCGGGGCUGGUGAGGGCCGUUGAGCGGGAGCGCGUGCACGACAAGCUGGCGCAGCACAAGGUGCCGCCCACGCGCGCGCUGGGGGGGGAGAGGGAGGAGGAGGAGGAGAGAAGCGAGCGAGGGCGGGAGAGGGAGGAGGAGGAGGAGGCGCAGCGGCGGUUCAUUCUGACAGCAGCGUCGCUGCCAGAGGAGGAGAGGCUGGUGGGCGGCAUGCAGCAGCUGCUGGCGCGGUGCAUGGGCAACUCAGACACGCGCGCCAUGGAGGCGGACGUGGAGGCAGGGGACGGGUGUGGGGAGGACGGGGGGGAAUGCAGUGAUUCCGGUGGGGGGACCGGUGCUGGUGGGGGGCAGAUGGGGGAGGAGGGUGCUGGAGACGAUGGGAGGCGGAGGGUUCGCUUUGGCACGGUAGAGAGUGGUGAGCAGGAGGGACGUGGGUGGAUGAGGGGAGAGGACGGGGAAUGGAGGGGAGAAGGGGCGAAUGGAGGAGAAGCUGUGCGCGUGCAAGGCCCCGACCAUGCAGACUGCUGCUUCUCCGUGGCGGGCUGCAUGUUCCGCUGCCACCGUGUGAUCAUGGCGGCGCGCUGUGACUACUUCCGAGUGCUCUUCAACCGACAGGCAGCGCACUCGCACGCACACACACCACCUGCACCACAGCAGCACGCUGCAGUAGUGCUGAGUGGCAGCGGUGCUGUGCUGCCGUGCUUCCAACUGCCUGACCUCACGGCCUACGCCUUCCACAAGAUCCUCGAGUUCAUAUACACGGAUCGCAUUCAGCACAUUGCUGUCAGCCAGGCCAUAGACGUGAUAGAUGCAGCGGCGCGCUUCCUGCUCUUCCCCCUCAAGCGUGCCGUGGCCGAUGCCCUCAUUCCCCAGCUCCACUCAGCCGACAUGCCCUCCCUCUGCCACUGGCUGCUGGCUGCUGACCUCUAUGGCGUGUGGAAGCUGAGGGAGUAUGUGCUGGACGUCAUGGCUGCCAACUUUGACGCCUUUGCAGCCUGCCCUGCCUUCUGUGCUAUGCUCGCGCGCCUUCCUCCACCCUCUGGCGACGACUCGGUGCGCACCACAGCACCCUCUCUGCACGGGGAACAGCUGCCUGCGUCUUUGGGGCAAGCAUCAGGAGCCAUGGGCGGGGAUGGAGUGGGAGGGGAGAGCAUGAACGUGCUGGACGACUUGAGGGAGAAGUGGCUCGAACUGGAGGGGGCUGAGCUAGAGGAGAGGGAUGCCAGCGCUGCUGAAUUUGACAAGCGCUUAGAGACCCUUGCAGCACUGGCGCUUGGUGAGGAGGAGGAAACUUAGUGAUGACAUUAGCAUCAGUCGUCGUCAAGGGUUUAAAACCCCACGGCAAAAUAGCAGAGGGGGGUGUUAAAAUUAUAUGAGUUAUAAUUUAAUAUAGGCUUGGUAGGUUGUUACUGAACCUUUCUGUAGAGGGUACAAACCCCUC